ACGCCUCCGCCUGGUUACGGCCUGCUCUUUGCUGUGUAUUUUGAAGCGGAAUACGGCGGCGGCAUCACCAUGUCUUACCGGGACCUGAGGAAUUUUACCGAAAUGAUGAGGGCCCUGGGAUACCCUCGUCUCAUCUCCAUGGAGAAUUUCCGUAGCCCCAACUUUCCAUUGGUGGCAGAAGUUCUCAUUUGGCUAGUUAAAAGGUACGAGCCGCACACAGUCAUCCCUGUGGAUGUGGAUACUGAACAAGACAGAGUCUUCUUCAUUAAGGCCGUAGCCCAGUUUAUGGCCACCAAAGCUCACAUUAAACUAAACACCAAGAAACUGUACCAGGCAGAUGGAUACUCUGUAAAGGAGCUGCUGAAGGUGACCACCAUCUUGUACAAUGCCAUGAAAACCAAAGGGAUUGACACUAUCCAGACUGGGGAGGAAGACAUGUCCACAUUCAAGUUUGACCUGGGAAAUAAGAUCACAGACCUGAAGAUAGCCAGGCAGCUUGCAUCUGAAAUCACUUCCAAAGGAGCAUCACUAUAUGAUAUCUUAGGCAAGGAGGCUGAUCUCCGAGAAAUGAGGACGGCUGCCAUUGCACGUCCCUUGGAAAUCAAUGAGACUGAGAAGGUGCUUCGGAUGUCCAUCAAAGAAGUCUUAGAGCAAUGUCAGAAGAUGAAAGACUUUCUGGCUAAUGGCGCAUCAGAUGAGGAGAACCUGGAGGCCAAAAUCGAAAAGCGCAAGAAGGAGCUGGAGAGGAAUCGCUCCAGACUGCAGACUCUACAGAGUGUCAGGCCGGCCUUUAUGGAUGAGUAUGAGAAGCUGGAGGAAGAACUGCAGAAGCAGUAUGAGAUUUACGUGGAUAAGUAUCGCAACCUCUGCUUUCUGGAACAGCAGCUGGAGGACCAUCAUCGGGUGGAACAAGAGCGAUUUGAGGAGGCAGAGAACACGCUGAGGAUGAUGCAGAACAAGCUGAGAGACGAAGAGAACAGACUGCAGAAGACAGCAAACAGCAGUGAAGACUCCGACAGUGAGAUCCAGGAGGACGAGGGUUCAGAUGAUAUGGAGGAUGAUGACAGGAGACCGGGGAAGAUGCAGAUGGGGAGAGGGAUGCUCUCUCAAGGAAGGGGAGCACGCAUUGUGGGAACCAUGCACGGCGGAGACAGUGAUGAGGAUGGCCUGGAUGACAGCGAGAUGGAUGAUGAUGAAGAGGACGACGACGAUGACGAAGAGGAGCUGCUCAUGAGGACGAGAGGACCCACAAAAGAGCUGAGCAGACCCAGCAGAAGAGCACGGCAAACCGAGUCAUUUGUAGAGCACGACAGCGACUUCUAGACAAAUGUGUGUAUAU
Messenger RNA from Nanorana parkeri, 1339 nucleotides. It is a transcript of the gene IFT38, whose product is annotated as clusterin associated protein 1. Gene Ontology annotation, cellular component: intraciliary transport particle B; centrosome; cilium. The transcript is spliced from 12 exons. Gene Ontology annotation, biological process: cilium assembly. Lineage: Eukaryota; Metazoa; Chordata; Amphibia; Anura; Dicroglossidae. Bases 70 to 1323 code for a protein of 417 amino acids. The record is from RefSeq and is a predicted model, not a curated record.